Messenger RNA from Carya illinoinensis, 3304 nucleotides. RefSeq lists its product as uncharacterized. Lineage: Eukaryota; Viridiplantae; Streptophyta; Magnoliopsida; Fagales; Juglandaceae. The coding region runs from base 378 to 785 and encodes 135 amino acids. The transcript has 4 exons. The record is from RefSeq and is a predicted model, not a curated record.
AAGGUUUUGGACAACUUGCAAGUCCAAUUUUUUUUCCAAUGAUGGUUAUCCCUUAGUUAAGGGGCUAUUUUAUACAAGUUGUAGAGCCAACAGAAGAAGAAAAAUGGAUGAAACAAGCAGAUGGGGCCAGAUCAUUGAAAUUGAAGAGGAUGUGAGUUCCACGUUCAAGAUGAGGAAAUAAAUUCUUGAGAAACUACAGGAAGCAGGGGCCAACCCGAAAUUCAGCUGAGAAGACUACGCCAAAAAUACAAAAGGUUCCGGCCUUGCUGCGUGGACACAAAAAUUUCAAAAAGUACUUUGAGCCAAUAGUGGUAUCACUCGGUCCUAUCCAUCAUGGGAAGAAGGAAUACCAGGCAGCAGAGGACUUCAAGCUUGGAAUGGCAAGCAAAUUCGUCGAGGAAAGUGGUAGGUCGGGUGAAUUUUUGCUCGGGAAAAUUGCGAAGAACAUCAAGCAACUGAAGCAGUACUCCAAUGAAAAGGUGGUCGAGCAGCAGAAGGACAACCGCAUUGAUUGUCAAGAAUAUUAUUGCUCAAAUGGUGGUUUACUUUCGAGUAAGGAUGAUUAUUUGCUUUGCUUUGGUGAUCCACAAAGAAUACCAAGUGAACAUGGAAGCACGUGUGUAGAAGUGGAAAGAAGCAACUCCGGUUUCAUCAUAUUUGCCAAAACUUGUCAGCUCCAUUCAACAUAUAUAGUAUUUCCAAGUUUAGCAUUUUUAGCCCAAGUGGUUUGCCAGCCCUUGUUGCUACUAUUUCUUUGGAAUCUCAGGAGAAAUGAGGAUUCUUAAACUUGGGGCAUCAAACUUCUAGAUUAGGUGGAGAAGGACUGUGAUGAUCCAAAGGUAGAUUUGGAGUUAGAGCUUCGACUUGUUUGACAUGGACGAAUGACAUAUACGUGUAAAAGGGCUAAAUCUUAAGACCACCACACUACUGCCACUGUCAUCCAUCUCUCUCUCUCUCUCUCUCUCUCUCUCUCUCUGUGUGGUUAUUUAUAAGGUUGAACAAUUUGGAUCUAGCUGUCAAUUUUCCAAAAGUUGGGGGAAUCUUCAUGCUAUUAAUUAGCUUAUAAGCUUUUCACUUUGUUUGUUUGCUUAUAGCCAUUAGUUUGUUACUUGCAUGAUGAAUUCAAGUGUUGUGCUGCCCUGAAAAUUUUCUUCUAUAGCCAUACUACAGCAAGUUUCUGCUAAAACACUUGCUGAAAAACCAGAAAAUACCACUUACCUCAUUUAAAAACUCCCAACGAGUUGGAGAGCAACAUAUACAGAACAACGAAAUAUUGAAACAGACUUAUUUGCAUCUUAAAUUUUCUAAAUCAGCUCUUUCUAAAAUCAACCACCCCAUACAUCAUGAAGAGGAUUAGACCUAUCCAAACACAGCGCUGAAUUCCCUUCAGCACCUUCUAUAGCUGAAAAAUCUGCAAUCUGAUUAGUUUCAAUAUAUCCGAAGAUCUUGGUGGGUUAAACUUGACACCAUGCCCAUCUAUACCAAGAAAUUAGAUUAGCCUUUACAGGUGUAUCUUCCCCCCUUCGAGGACAAUAAGGUAUAGCAUUAAUCUGAGAUGCCAAAUCUGAUCCUCAAUGGUCCUGUAAUUUAACCAAAUUCCGCUCAGAUGAAGGCAUGACCUCUCAAGUUUCAAACCUUCUUGCCAACCACAUCAACUUUUUGAGCCAUCAAUAUUUGAUGGCUGCUUCUUUGAAGGAUUCAGGUGUUUGGAUCUGAAAAGGACAGGCCAUAACAAGCGCCGAGCUCCCAUAUAUAAAAUUUCAUGCUGACUUCAUGUGUAAUGCUCUCUUUUCCCUCACACCCAAUCCUCUCUCAUCGAUAGGCUGACAUACUUUUUCCCAAGCAACCCAUUUUUUCUUUACUUCACCUUCUCUAUCUCCCCAAAGAGAAAAAGUCAGAGAAGAGCAGGGUAAUUAACCUCAAAACUGAUUUGGGCACAUUCACAACAGAGAGCAAAUGAAUUGGCAUGCUUGAUAAAACAUGCUUAAUCAAGACUAAUUUUCCCCCAUUGUUCCUUUUAAUGAGAAUAGGUACACCAAGAUAUGUAAAAGGAAACAAAUUAUCCCUAAAAUGCCAGUUUCAUCCAGCAUAAUAUGUUUCCUAGAAACAAGAGCAUUUUUUCCUUCCACUUACUAAAUACUUCAGAUAAACCCUUGAAGGAUUUAUUGGAUUGAUUAAGGAAGAUAACAAUGCCGUCAGUGUAUAAAAGAAAACCAAAGGCCAAACAUAUACAUAAAAAUCUCCAUUCAAGUCUACCAUAAGUUUUUCCAUAUUAAACGUUAUGUUGGGCCCUAAGAAUUAUCCACGUGGGCUGCUCUCUGUCAUGGGCACAUGAACAUUUAAGCGACGUGCACCAGAGCUAUACGAGUAAAUUAUGAAGGAGAGGUAUAAACGCAGCUCAUACUUUGGAUAGGCACACGGACAAUGGAAGAAAGUAGUUUCUUGUAUCAUACUUAGGAUAGACAAAUAAUGGAUGUUGUUCCAAUUUAGCAGGAUCUUAUGAUAAAUGCAACUUUGGAUACAGUCGCUAAGCUACAAAGUGCCCUGAUUGUAUUUGUCUCUACAAUCCCCACUCAUUGAAAGCAAAACCUGUUUUGACACAAAUUCCAUGAUAGUUGGAUUUUGGAUCGUACAUGAUUUUUCUGUAUUUGCCUUCUUGUAGUUUAAGGAGUGGAGCUUGUGAAAGGGUGGGGGAACGCUGCAGAAAGUGUUUAGGAUAAUGUUAGGAUGCUUUCUGAGGUACUCCAAGCAAUGUUAUGAAAAUACUAUGAUGUCGAUUAGAAAAUGUGAUACCCGAAAGAAAAUUUAGAUCAAAAGAAUUUCUAAAAUUUAGAAAAGUCGAUUUACCUCAAUUAAUUUGAAGCUAGCCGGCAAUCAUGCUACAAGUGGAGAAUCUUUUAAUCUAUAGCUGGAAUUCAAGUGUUGUGCUGCCCUGAAAUUUUCAUGUACAGCUUUAUUACAUCAAAUAUCUGCUAAAAACACUUGCAUAUUGCAUCUUUAUGCCCUGUUUUAGCCCCCCAUAAACUUCGUUUCUGAUAGACAUUGUUUCUCAUCUUUUUAGACUCAAUAUAGGCUUUGCCAAUUAAAUUUAGGUGGUGAUUUGGUUACUAUUUGAUGUUAAGAUUCCCUUAAUAAUCUACUCAGGUUGCAUGCGUAUUGGCAGUCUUGCCCAUGCAUGUUUGAUGCGAAUCAGAAGAAUAUUGCUCAAAGUGUACCUACGCUCCUUAGACACAUUUGGAAGAAUGUUCUUUUCCUUCCAUUGGAACUAUACUAAUACAAUCUGGAAGAAUGUUUCAAGAUGACA